UCUUAUCUUGUACGAAGUUUUCAAACUUUUCUCUCACACCAUGUUUGGUUGGGUGUAAUGGAUUAGCCAUUACACCCAUAUUCCGUGGCCCCACUCAAUAGUCGUUUGGUUCGCUGUAUUGACUUAAGACGGGCCUAUUACGUUGCGGACGGAUUCGACAUUUUCUUUGCUUCAGCGCCGAUUUCUAAUCCCUUCCAAAAGCAAAGAUUAGCUAUUACUUCUCUGUUCUGAUUUUCUUUUUCAAUUUUUGCCCUCAGCUUCAUCUUCUGCUUCUGUAACUUUCUUUCCAACCAUCUCUACGUUUCCCUUUUUUUCCAUUGAUUGCAGAGGAGACCUAGAUAUUUAAGGCAAUUUUUAUUUUUUCCUCAUUCUCCUUCUUCCGUUCUUCAUCUUCUUCUCCUUCUUCAUCCAGAUCUUUAUGCAGUGCACAAAUCACUGGCGAAGUACUUUUUGGAUGAAAUGUAUAGUGGAAAUUCAUUGCGGAGGACCACAACACUUGGUAGUGAGAAAGAACGAGAGCGAGUGUAUGAUACUAUCUUCCGCUUGCCAUGUAGAUGUGAAGUGCUUAUAGAUGUUGGAUUCUUUGUCUGCUUUGAUGUGUUUCUAUCCUUGUUAACUAUCAUGCUAACAAGGAUUCUGAUUAAGCUUUGGAGGUUCCUGACUGCAAGGCAAUUCAAGAGGCUUUCUGCAGCAGAGCUGUGUGAUUUUGGCUGCUUUCUUGUUCUAGCAUGUGGAGUCAUUCUCCUGAGCCAAACAGAUAUCAGUCUAAUAUAUCACAUGGUUCGUGGUCAAGGAACAAUUAAACUCUAUAUGAUCUACAAUGUGUUGGAGUGUUUCUUGCUGCAACUUAUAAGUUCAGGACAAGCUGAAAAAUCAACGAGCUUCAGCUCUUCCAUGAUGAGAAUUUUUCAGCAUGGUCUUUUGCGUCAGAGAGAUAAAGAAGCUCCAAGAUUAACUGAGAGUGGUUUCCAAUUCUUGUUGAUGGAUACAAAUGCUCAGCUUUGGUAUAUUAUCAGAGAGUAUAUCUCCAAUUCAGAGGUAUAUUUGAUGAGAUAAUUGUUGUGUUCUUCUUGGAACUUGUUUGUUAGAGCUAUUGUGUUUUACUGUUGUUAAGUUCUUGAAGGGGAAAUUGGCAUGAAUUUAUUGUAAAUUUUUAUUUGUUAUUGGUUUAUUAGUAUAUAUUAUCCUCUUAAAUGUGAAUGUACCCAAGGGGGUGUGACUGUGCGCAUGCACUAAAGUAAUAGCUUGUGUAUUCUUGUGUGCUUGAGCAUUAGUAGCUACUUUUAGUUCAAGGGAAAAAGGUGUCAUUUCCUAUAUGGGACUUUUGGUUGUAUAAGUGUUUGUGGAUUGAUGGAUCCAUAUACUGAUAAGCUUAAUGAAGGAAAAAUAGAAAUUGACUCCUUA
This is a messenger RNA of Gossypium raimondii (Peruvian cotton), 1404 nucleotides long. Its product is annotated as protein POLLEN DEFECTIVE IN GUIDANCE 1-like. Lineage: Eukaryota; Viridiplantae; Streptophyta; Magnoliopsida; Malvales; Malvaceae. Gene Ontology annotation, biological process: nucleotide-excision repair; maintenance of protein localization in endoplasmic reticulum. Gene Ontology annotation, cellular component: endoplasmic reticulum membrane; transcription factor TFIIH core complex. The record is from RefSeq and is a predicted model, not a curated record. The transcript is spliced from 8 exons. Gene Ontology annotation, molecular function: ATPase activator activity. Bases 460 to 1056 code for a protein of 198 amino acids.